Messenger RNA from Penicillium pulvis, 873 nucleotides. RefSeq names its product SDR family NAD(P)-dependent oxidoreductase. Lineage: Eukaryota; Fungi; Ascomycota; Eurotiomycetes; Eurotiales; Aspergillaceae. Bases 1 to 873 code for a protein of 290 amino acids. The transcript has a single exon. The record is from RefSeq and is a predicted model, not a curated record. Gene Ontology annotation, cellular component: membrane.
AUGCAUUCUGCUGAUAUUGAACCAGAUAUGAUGAGGAGCCCAGUGUUGAAAGGAACUACCACAAUAGUGACAGGUGCCGGAAGGGGGAUUGGCAAGGCAAUUGCAUUAGCAUUUGCUCAAGCAGGUGCCAAUGUGGUUUGCGUCUCUAGGACGGCCUCAGAGAUUGAGGCCGUAGUAUCUCAGAUUGAAUCCUCCACUCCUGGGUCUGGUGUCGCAGUCAUCGCAGACGUUUCAAGUUCUACAUCUGCGAAGCUCAUUGUGGAUACCGCCGUCCAGAGAUUUGGCCCCGUCUCUAUACUUAUCAAUAAUGCUGGAAUCGACAAGAUCAACACCGUCGAACACGAAAGGUGCUUUGAAUCUUGGUGGCGAGUUCUGGAGGUGAAUCUGCGCGGUCCAGCAGCCUUGAUUCACCAAGUGCUUCCUAGUAUGCUAUCUCGAGGUACUGGUGUUAUUAUUAGUCUUGGAAGUCGAAAUGGGGCGAUAGACUUUCCCUUCAUGACAGCAUAUAGUGCGGCAAAGACGGCUCUGCUUCGCUUUCAUCAGUGUCUCGAACAGGAGAUUCAAGGUCGAGGAGUUUCACAUUUUUAUCUCCAACCAGGUGAUGUUGCUACAACGUUGACGCAUCAACCUGGAGUUAUUGACUUAGACACGGUGGAGAAGGUGCCUGCAUUGCAAAAAAUGCUUGAAUCAACCGUCGGCAGAAGUACUGCUUCGCCAUGCCAUGUGGCUGAUAUAUGCUUGCAAUUGGCCUUAAACGAGAAUUCAAGGCACCUGAGUGGGCGCUAUGUUGACUCGGAACGGGAUCUACAGCAUAUGAUUCAAGAAGUGCGUGCAGAUUCAAGCUUGUAUCGGUUGACCAUGAUGGGAAUCUGA